Gavia stellata (red-throated loon) is the source of this 414-nucleotide messenger RNA. RefSeq names its product small EDRK-rich factor 1. The transcript is spliced from 2 exons. The record is from RefSeq and is a predicted model, not a curated record. The annotation marks the transcript as partial. Lineage: Eukaryota; Metazoa; Chordata; Aves; Gaviiformes; Gaviidae.
GGUGGGAACCAGCGUGAACUUGCUCGGCAAAAGAACCUGAAGAAGGCUCAGGAGAUCCACAAAGGGAAAAGGAAAGAGGAUAGCUUGUCUGCUUCUCAGAGAAAACAGCGAGACUCUGAAAUUAUGCAGCAAAAACAAAAAGCAGCUAAUGAAAGGAAGUCUUUGCAGGCAGGAGCAAAAUGAGCUGCCUGUGUGGAGAAGAUGGAGUGCACCAAUGAAGCAGAAGCGCCUAGAAGAUACUCAUGAAAGUGUCUGGCCAUUAAAUGAUUAAACGUCUAUCUUGCAGAAUUGUUCAACUAGCAUUAGUUUAGAGUAUUUUCUGGUUAGCGUAGGCUUAGUUGUCUGGAGUGCUAUUUCACAACUGACUACACUCUUCUGCAUGCAUAUGAAUAAAAGUACCAAGCAAUAGCUUUA